This is a messenger RNA of Prunus armeniaca (apricot), 207 nucleotides long. The record is from the annotation of a GenBank genome assembly. Lineage: Eukaryota; Viridiplantae; Streptophyta; Magnoliopsida; Rosales; Rosaceae.
AUGAUGAAAACAACAUCAGAACUUUGGACGAAAAUAGGAAAGCUGAAGACCAGAAAGAUAGAAGAAACCGAACACAAUAAAGCAGAUAAGAUUUACAACCCACACAGAGAUCCAUCCAUGAUGGGUAUUGGCAAAGGCUUCUCUGGUGAGAAGUUGGAAGAUCUUCAAGAAGUUUUAGUAUGUGUUGACGAGCUGAAAUAUAUAUAA